Molecule: messenger RNA, 1216 nt
Organism: Dalotia coriaria
Lineage: Eukaryota; Metazoa; Arthropoda; Insecta; Coleoptera; Staphylinidae
Gene: Prp38
Product: pre-mRNA processing factor 38
Exons: 3
Coding region: 133-1029 (298 amino acids)
Cellular component (GO): precatalytic spliceosome
Source: RefSeq, a predicted model, not a curated record
UUUCGUUGUGUUGUGUUAUGCUUAUGUUUAGAGGUUAGCAGGCGCUCGAUUUUAUAUUAUUCUAAUAAUAGUAAAAGUUCAUACUAAUAUUUAUGAAUUAAACACAUAACAAUUCUGGGUGGGUGAAUUGAAAUGGCGAACCGAACCGUCAAAGAUGCCAAAUCAGUGCAUGGAACAAACCCGCAAUAUCUGGUGGAGAAAAUUAUCCGAACACGAAUAUAUGAUUCGAAAUACUGGAAAGAAGAAUGUUUUGCUUUAACCGCGGAGUUAUUAGUAGACAAAGCGAUGGAAUUGAGAUUCAUCGGCGGCGUACACAGCGGCAACAUUAAGCCUACACCAUUUUUAUGUCUCACAUUAAAAAUGCUACAAAUUCAACCAGAGAAGGAUAUUGUAGUUGAGUUCAUAAAGAAUGAAGAAUUCAAAUAUGUUAGAGCCCUUGGCGCAUUUUAUAUGCGACUGACUGGAUCUUCCUUGGAUUGCUACAAAUAUCUUGAACCAUUGUAUAAUGACAAUAGAAAGCUGAGGAGACAAAACAGGCAGGCAAAUUUUGAAGUUAUCCAUGUGGAUGAGUUUAUUGAUGAACUCCUUAGAGAAGAAAGAGUUGCUGAUGUAAUUUUACCACGAAUUCAAAAACGUCAUAUACAUGAAGAGAACAAUGAACUUGAAGCCAAAGUUUCAGCUCUUGAGGACGACCUAGAUGAAGAAAUCGAAUUUGAAGAAGAUAAGCACAAACAAGAGGAGGAAAAACCGAAUAAAAUUGAGAAGGUGAAAAAACGCGAUAGGAGUCGCUCAAGAUCCCGCGAUCGAAAUCGAUCCAGAGAACGUGAGCGCCCCGACAGAACCGAUCGACACAAAGAUAGAAAUCGCGAAAAACGAGACCGAGAGCGCGACAGGGACCGCGACCGCAAACGGGAGGAUCGAGGCGAUCGCAAACGUGAAGAGCGCAGGGAUCGCAACGACCGUGAUCAUCGGGAUCGCAGACAUAACGAACGAGGAGAACGCGAUCGUGAUCGUCGGCGGGAGCGCUAAAAGUGGACAAUGUGUGUUGAUGCCUUCAACGUGGACUUACCUACCUGGCCCGAACAACGUCUUUAUCACAGCGAUUACGUUGAAGCUACUUCUCUUAGGCUAUGUAAUAUGUUAUUCCUCACGUGGUAGGCACGUAAAUGCCCCCAAAUAUUGCCAUUAGUUAAAUGAGAAAUAAUUAAAAUAACAA